GUACAUUCUACCGAACACCGACGCGUCCUUCUGAACACGUCCCUAAAAUUUUUUGAGAACUCGUUUCCAUGGAUUUUUCUACGGACUGUCGAUGGCACCACCAUUUAGUUUGAGCAAGCUAUUUAAUUUUACAAAGAAACGUAAAAUCACGGUUAGACACAGUUAGACAGAAGAGGCAGGCAAGCAGGCAGCAUUUGACGUAUAUGUAUCUACAUAGAAAAUACGAUGAAAUUACGCGAUCAAGGUAAAAACAAUGUCAGGAGAAAACACGAAACGCCGCGUAAACCGGUCUCUUCGUUCGAGAGCCGACGCGAUCCGAUCUGGCAUCCAACGAGCUACAAGCAGUCCUUUCCAUGAACCAACGGAAAUAGCCGAGGCAGAACGUGCUGUGCUGUGCUGUGCUGUGCUGUGUGCUGUGCUGUGCUGUGCUGUGCUGGCCUGCGCUUUGCGAACGACGCAAACCGCCCUACGUCACAGUGAAGUAUGUGCUCUCGAGUGUAGAAAAUGGCUGCGCUCUCCGCUACCCCGGGUCGGCACGGAUGUAAAUACGGCCUGUGGAUCAGCUUUGGAGUGUUUAUCGUAAGAUUUGUUGGUGCGUUAGGAAUCACUUGCUAUUGCGAAGGACACUGCCCGGACGAUCGACAAAAUGGAACGUGCGAAGGAAGACCCGGCGGUCAUUGUUUCAGCGCCGUGGAGGAAGUUUGGGACGCGGAAUCGGGAGAAUACGUGCCGGAAUGGUCGUUUGGCUGUUUACCGCCCGACGAGCAAGGUUUCAUGCAAUGCAAAGGAUAUCUGGUGCCACAUUUGCAAGGGAAAAGCAUAGUGUGUUGUAACAAAAGUGCUCUUUGCAACAAGGACUUGUAUCCUGAAUACAAACCUAGACCCACCGCGGUACCUAAUCCUAUGGCUAUAGCAUCCGGUGCGCCGUUGAUAAUAUUAGCUACCGUUCUUUCCGUCUGCUUGAUGGUCGUUUCGAUAGCCAUGCUACUGAUAUAUCAGAAAUACAGAAGAAAAGAGAGAGGUCCCUGCCUGGUGCCUCCUGCAGGAACGUUAAAAGACUUUAUCGACCAGAGCAGCGGAUCUGGUUCGGGAUUACCCCUUCUGGUGCAACGAACGAUCGCUAAACAAUUGGCUUUAUCUCAGUGUGUCGGCAAGGGACGUUACGGUGAAGUUUGGCUUGCCAGAUGGAGAGGUGAAAAGGUCGCGGUCAAGGUAUUUUUUACGCUCGAGGAAGCCUCUUGGUUCAGGGAAACAGAGAUUUAUCAGACCGUAUUGAUGAGGCACGAUAACAUAUUGGGCUUUAUCGCUGCGGACAUCAAAGGAACCGGCUCUUGGACGCAAAUGUUACUAAUCACCGACUAUCACGAGAGAGGAUCGUUGUACGAUUACCUACAGACCACCGUUCUCGAUCACCCUGCUCUCUUGGCCAUUUGCCUUUCGAUCGCCUCUGGAAUCGCUCAUCUUCAUACCGAGAUAUUUGGCACUCGUGGCAAGCCUGCCAUAGCUCAUCGAGACAUCAAGAGUAGAAAUAUUUUAGUAAAAAGAAACGGCGAAUGCGCCAUCGCCGAUUUCGGAUUGGCGGUAAGAUAUAUUAGUGAAAGCGGAGAAAUCGAUAUCGCGCCAAACACCCGAGUCGGUACACGUCGAUACAUGGCUCCGGAAGUUUUGGAGGAAACUUUGAACACAUCCUCUUUUGAUGCCUUCAAAAUGGCCGACAUGUAUUCGGUUGGUUUGGUACUUUGGGAAGCGUGUAGAAGAUGCGUAACCGGUGGCAAAAAUUCGAUCGUCGAACCGUACGCUUUACCCUAUCACGACGUCGUGCCGAGUGAUCCAGAUUUCGAGGAUAUGCGGUUGGCUGUUUGCGUGAAACGGUUACGUCCAGUCAUACCUCCUCGAUGGGAAAACGACACGAUCCUAUUCGCUCUGAGUAAGCUUAUGGCCGAGUGCUGGCACGCGAAUCCUGCCGUUCGUUUAACAGCGCUACGCGUCAAAAAAACGAUAUCUAAACUACACAUCGACAAUGCCAUCAAAAUUGUCUAGCGCUUGGCAAACUUACGAUUAGUCGAAUUUGUUCCAAGCUUAUUACUUUUUACAAGCUUACAAACUAUUUUCCCCUUGUAUAUAUGCUCCUGGUGUACAUAAGUUUAUCGACAGACUGCAAGCCUGAAGACUGAGUACUAACAUUUAUAAAUACAGAAAGAUGAAUGAAUGCGAACAUUUUGAUGAUCGAUGGAUGAUUGGUUAUUGGUUAUUGGUUAUUGGUUAUUGCUUCUCAUCAACGAACCAGUUACGAAUGAGUAUGUAUUUUAUACGUAUACGUAUACGAAUGUCAAUUUUUCUUUUUUCUUUUUUUUCCAAUCAACACAUCCGCGAAACGCUCCUCCUCUUUUAACGCGUUUCCUUUCGUUCCCUUCAACGUCGUUCAACUUGUAUAAUCGACGAUGGCUACUACUUAUUCUUCUUAGCAAAGGUAACGUUUUAUUGUUAGUAGUAAAUUUAGUUACGACUACAAAAAAAUCUAUCCUUAAUAGGAACAACAGCUUUAUCGUUUUCAUCCUAGCAUUUCAGUCUGUUCUAUUUACUUAUUUAGCGGCGUGACCUUUAUAUUCGUUGAAAAGUGAUCAUCAUCCAAGAUUACGACGCGACGAUGUCGUUGUCGAUGUCGAUGUCGAUGUCGAUGUCGAUGUCGAUGUCGAUGUCGAUGUCGAUGUCGAUGUCGAUGCAAUAAUUUAUCGUCAAUCAGAAAGUUUCGCAGGAUACAUACAUGUUCAGAAUCAUUCAGAAAUACAAUGCUUUUCACGUUAAAAACGUUCGACAAAAGUAUAAUGUUUACGUAUUCGAAAUAUUCUUCUACGCCGGAAUAUCUUGCUUGCUAUCUAUGCAAAAAAACAUUCAUUUUAUUAUCCUUUUCUUUCCAUCGAUCGUGUUACGCUCGAUUUUUAAAUUCAAAGUCAGAAAAAUUACAUUUUAUCGAUAUUACCAGCAGUUGUGUUGAUACUUGCACACUGUUUCUUUCUCUUCAUAUAUGAUCCUGUAUUAUCUGUACAGUAUGUAAUUUAUGUUUUUAAGUUGUACAAAUGGGAUAUAUUGUUUAGCAUAAGAAUUUAAAGAUUAGAAUCAUUAAGUAUAUUAUAUUAUAAAAACGUUGAUUCCCUAAACUCGAAAGAUAUCUUUUAACAAGAUGAUCGGAGCAGCGAUAAUCCUUUUUGCAGCUCGUUGAUCUUUUAUGUAUGUAUCAAUAGUUUGGUGUAUUUGUAAACUUUGUAAAAUGGCUGGAUUAUACCCAAGUACCUACCUAAAUUUUCAACGAAAAGUUUGACAAAAUCGUUGCUCUGUUAACAAACUAUGUUUUUAGCUAUUCACUUCGAGUCCUUAUUGUUACAUACGACUUCCGUAUACGCGUAUUAUGUAACAAAAGUCACUGUUAAAUAGUCUUUAAGUUUUCGUUUGGGAAAAUCAACUGUAAUUGCAUUAAAACUCAUAGCUAAUAGUUAGUUGAUCGCAGACAAUGAAAUUUAUAUUUUUAACAAGUAUUAAAUAUUAUCGUCUUUUUAAACAGA
Molecule: messenger RNA, 3560 nt
Organism: Osmia bicornis bicornis
Lineage: Eukaryota; Metazoa; Arthropoda; Insecta; Hymenoptera; Megachilidae
Gene: tkv
Product: bone morphogenetic protein receptor type-1B
Exons: 7
Coding region: 505-2040 (511 amino acids)
Biological process (GO): cellular response to growth factor stimulus; protein phosphorylation; dorsal/ventral pattern formation
Cellular component (GO): plasma membrane; signaling receptor complex
Molecular function (GO): transforming growth factor beta receptor activity, type I; SMAD binding; ATP binding
Source: RefSeq, a predicted model, not a curated record